Phialemonium atrogriseum is the source of this 1284-nucleotide messenger RNA. RefSeq lists its product as uncharacterized. Lineage: Eukaryota; Fungi; Ascomycota; Sordariomycetes; Cephalothecales; Cephalothecaceae. Bases 303 to 1277 code for a protein of 324 amino acids. The record is from RefSeq and is a predicted model, not a curated record. The transcript is spliced from 2 exons.
AGGCCGUAGUAGUUGGGCAGCCUUGCCUGCUGUCGUGCACCAAGGUAGCCAUAUCCGAAGCCCUGUGACCUGCCUCGCACUUUUACUUCUCUUCCUCCUCAUGAUUCUCCUUCUCUCUGCCCUUUCUGAGCUUUUUCGGCAGUUUACACGCACAUUCACUUCAUAUUUACCAGAACCAGGUGCCCCAGGCCCGGCCACUCGUCCACGUCAUGCCAAAGCACAAGCGUGUCUCAGUUCGAGAGCCGUAUCUCUUGCCAUAUCGGCCGAGCCCAACUCCGGAGCUCCAGGAGCUUUACAAUUAGAUGAGAGACGCCGAGGAAGAGCUGGAUUUAAAGGAGCGAAUUGACCUUCAGGGCGGUCUGGACAGCGGAACCACCCAUGACAACAACCCUCCACAGUCUUUAGCCCCAUCCCAGGCGGCUACGAUGCCCCGGCCUCCGUCAUGCAAGUCGAUCACUCGCGGGUUCAAGGAUAUGGAAAUAUCGGACGGGACUCAGCAGGGGAAGCAAAAGCGAAAGGCGAUGCGGCAUGGCCCUUUAGACAAGUGUACAAAGGCCAGAGCUGCACUGAUGCGCAAGUUGGGCGCUUGCCAGAAGUGCUGUUGCCGGAGAGUCAAGUGCACCCAUCACGACUGGACGAAGUUUGAGACGGAAUACCAGACCUCGAAAGACCCGCCGGCCAAUCCCCCUACGAUCCCGUCUUAUAAUCAUCAAGCGAUGUCCAGCGCCGCUUAUUCAUUGCCAGUCCAAUGCUGGCAACCUACCAAGCCACAGGAUCUCGAGAUGGACCUCAUCGGCGUCGGCCACAACCCGGCGACUUUGGCGCCACCAACAGUCUCGCUCGGGUGGGAUGCAGAACAUGACUUUGGGCUGGUCCUACAAUCGCACGGCUCUUACCAAAACUGGCCAGCAUCCUCCGAUGACCAUCCGCUGUCCAACGCGUUCGGUGCACAUCAGCCGCCACCUUCCACAGUUUCGACUCUCUGGGAUCAAUGCCUUCCUAUUGGUCGCCAGGUCUCGGAGGCGAGAGACGAGUGGGAGUGCCAAUGGCGCAACGACGGGACCGGCUCCUUGAUAUCCAGCGGGGGAGGAGAGGCCUGCCCGCAUCGUCACCUCACGCUGCGCGAGCUCCGCAACCAUUGUUCAUGUGCCCACGGACAGUACCGAAAAGCAGAGGAGCCGUUCUUUGGGAGGUGUAUGGAUUGCCAGUUCGAUAACAAUCGGCCCGGACCCUGCCCACAAUGCCGGCAGGGCUAUUCAUCUUCGUCCGAGAAAUAAUACUACG